AUGCGAAGCUCAAGAGUCGUCGCACGCUUCUUUACUCGCACGCGGAUGGCGCAUACCAACUCUGCUGCGGCAGACAGCGCAGGCACACCCAUGUGCGUACUGGCUAUAUUGGGACAACACGAAGCGUUUCUGCAUAGCCUCGACGACGCUGUGUAUACGUUUCACAGUCCACUUGUUAACGGGUCUGUGGGCCAACACACACGGCAUUCUCUAGACCACCUGCGCAUGCCGCUGGAGCUUAUGGCGGCCCAGCAAGAAGGUCGCAGCGAGAACGUGGUGCAUUACGAUGUGCGCGACCGCCACACGCUUGUGGAGAAGGACCGCCACGUGGCUCUCGAGCAGAUCAAGCAGCUGAGGAAGACGCUUCGUGGUGUGUCGCCAACGGUCUUGACGCAGCCGGUCCAUGCUGCCUUUAUGUUGUCAGCCGAUGGUCGUGAGUUCGCUUUCGAAUCUACUUUCAAUCGCGAGCUGGCUUUUGCCGUGCACCAUUGUAUCCACCAUAACGCGAUGUCGAAGGUGCUGUUGAGCCAUCACUUUCCACGGCUACGUGUGCCCGAGGGCUUUGGGAUGGCACCGUCCACGGCCAGCUUCAAUUUGACACAUCCACAAGAGUAG
Messenger RNA from Peronospora matthiolae, 615 nucleotides. Lineage: Eukaryota; Oomycota; Peronosporomycetes; Peronosporales; Peronosporaceae. The record is from the annotation of a GenBank genome assembly.